Messenger RNA from Cryptococcus amylolentus CBS 6039, 1056 nucleotides. Its product is annotated as guanine nucleotide-binding protein subunit beta. Lineage: Eukaryota; Fungi; Basidiomycota; Tremellomycetes; Tremellales; Cryptococcaceae. The coding region runs from base 1 to 1056 and encodes 351 amino acids. Gene Ontology annotation, biological process: G protein-coupled receptor signaling pathway. Gene Ontology annotation, cellular component: heterotrimeric G-protein complex; cytoplasm. Gene Ontology annotation, molecular function: protein binding; signaling receptor complex adaptor activity. The record is from RefSeq and is a predicted model, not a curated record. The transcript is spliced from 5 exons.
AUGUCGCAGGCUGAAAUACAAGAAAAGAUUGCCGCUGCCAGGCGGGAGGCUGACGGACUGAAAGACAAGAUCAGGACUGCUCGAGACCAGACCGCCGACACCAGCUUACGUGCCAUGGCCAACGAUGUUACGCCGCUCCCCCGAGUCGCUCUCAAAGUCCGCCGCACGCUCAAAGGUCACUUGGCCAAGGUUUACGCCCUGCACUGGGCGGCCGACAGGCGACACAUUGUGUCCGCGUCCCAGGACGGAAAACUCAUCGUCUGGGACGCCUACACGACCAACAAGGUUCACGCCAUCCCUUUGCGUUCAUCAUGGGUCAUGACCUGUGCCUACUCGCCUUCGGGUAACCUUGUGGCUUGUGGUGGUUUGGACAAUAUCUGUUCGAUCUACUCGCUAAGAAAUGCGGCGCCGGGUGGACCUGGUGGAUCCGUCAAGGUUGCGAGAGAACUGAGCGCGCACUCUGGAUAUCUUAGUUGCUGUCGAUUCAUCAAUGACAGGCAGAUCGUCACCUCCUCUGGUGACAUGACCUGUAUGCUUUGGGAUAUCGAGCAAGGUACUCGUACCAUGGAGUUCAAUGAUCACACUGGUGAUGUUAUGAGUAUCUCUCUGGCCCCCAAUGCCAACCUGUUUGUUUCCGGUGCUUGUGAUGCCACAGCAAAGGUCUGGGAUAUUCGAACCGGCAAAGCCGUCCAGACUUUCACUGGUCAUGAAUCAGACAUCAAUGCCGUUCAAUUUUUCCCCAACGGCGAUGCCUUUGCCACCGGUUCCGACGACACCUCUUGCAAACUGUUCGAUCUCCGUGCCGACAGAGAACUCAACAACUAUUCCCACGACAAUAUCCUCUGUGGUAUCACUUCCGUCGCCUUUUCCGUCUCUGGUCGAAUCCUCUUUGCUGGUUAUGACGAUUACAAUUGUAACGUCUGGGACACUCUCAAGGGCGAGAGGAUCGGUAUCCUGGCUGGGCAUGAGAACAGAAUCAGCUGCAUGGGUGUGUCUGGGGAUGGUAUUGCUCUUGCAACUGGUAGUUGGGACAGUCUUCUCAAGGUCUGGUCAUGA